Molecule: messenger RNA, 4312 nt
Organism: Biomphalaria glabrata
Lineage: Eukaryota; Metazoa; Mollusca; Gastropoda; Planorbidae
Product: acyl-CoA dehydrogenase family member 11-like
Exons: 13
Coding region: 151-2127 (658 amino acids)
Molecular function (GO): acyl-CoA dehydrogenase activity
Source: RefSeq, a predicted model, not a curated record
UGACCGGAAAACACUGUUAACAUUGUAAACAAUAAAACAUUCAUAGAUAGAUCUAUCUAUAGAGAUUGAGGCUCUUACAUUCUAUUUAUUGACACAUUAAUCAUUAAGAACAAUUUUGAAGUGCUGAAUUAAUAUUUUACAAAUUUUAAAAUGACACUGUAUCAGUUUUUGACUAAAUCUAGCUAUUUCAUUAAACCGCUAGGUAGCCAAUCUCAAAAGAAGAUUCAAAUAACCAAGACGAUUUGUCGAGCUGUUUCAACUACACAACAGACAACGGGAGCUCAGAGUUCUCUGCUUGAAUGUGAGACUCAAGAGAAUAUCUCAAAUGAUGAACUAUACUUAAAUGAAAUAUAUAGAUCUAUUCCAUUUUCUCACGCAAAAUUGGGAAAGUUUUAUCAGGAUCGGCCAGCCUUGGAGAACCAGUAUACUCAAGAUGCAUUUUUAAGAAGUUUUUUGCGUCGGCAUCUGCCAAGUAAACAUUUUAAGUUGGUUGAUGAAGAUCUAAACAGAUUUGGAAACCGUGUAACUAAAGAUAUCUAUGAACUCUCUUUACGACUAGAGGCAGAACAACCUAAGUUGGAACAAAUAGAUGCGUGGGGAAAACGAACAGAUAAACUUAUUCUGUCGACAGCUUGGCCACAAAUGAAAGAGAUUGCUGCAGAAGAAGGAAUGAUUGCAUGUGGCUAUGAAAGAAUAUUUGAUGAAUGGAGUCGGCUGUACCAGAUAUCUAAAUUUUAUCUGUUUGAGCCCUCUGGUGGUUUGUUUGGUUGUCCUCUGGCCAUGACCAAUGGAGCAGCCAAAACUUUAGAGGUAUUGAAAGAUAAGCAUUCCUGGGUUUAUGAUAAAGCAUUCUCUCGGAUGAUUAGCAGAGAUCCUAACACCUUCUGGACAUCUGGACAGUGGAUGACAGAGAAGCAAGGAGGCUCAGAUGUUGCUAGGGGCACAGAGACCAUUGCAGUCCCACAGAGUGAUGGUUCCUACAAGUUGUAUGGAUAUAAGUGGUUCUCCUCCUCCACUGACGCAGAUAUCUCUUUGACACUUGCAAGAGUUGUGGAUAAAAGUGGUUCAGUGAUUGAGGGCACUAAAGGCUUGUCAUUGUUCUACCUAGAAGUCCGGGAUGAGAACAGCAUAAUGAACAACAUUCAGAUGCUGAAACUCAAAAAUAAGCUGGGAACAAAACAACUGCCAACUGCAGAAUUGUUGAUAGAUGGAGCUAGGGCUUUUAAGAUCUCUGAAGAUGGUCGAGGCGUAGCUUCAAUGGCAAAUAUGCUGACAAUGACCAGAAUACAUACAGCAAUGGGAGCUGCUUCUUCUAUGAGAAGAAUGGUUAAUUUGGCGAGAGAUUACUCUACUAGACGAAAAGCUUUUGGUAAAAUUCUUCACCAGCAUCCACUUCAUGUCAACACUCUGGCAUUUAUGGAAAUAGAAACAAGGGCCGCUACCAUUCUAGUUCUGGAAAUAGCACGUUUGUUGGGCAGGCAAGAGGUGCUUGGCAAAGGGAAAGAACUAGAAGAUGAGGCAGAAGUUUUAAGGCUUAUUGUUCCCCUGGCCAAGCUGUAUGUCUCAAAGCAGGCUGUUUCUGUCUUGUCUGAAGGCUUGGAGUGUUUUGGUGGUCAAGGCUACAUUGAGGACACAGACUUGCCAAGAAUGUUGAGAGACACACAGGUUAAUGCUAUCUGGGAAGGCACCACCAACAUCCUGUCUCUUGAUGUUCUAAGAGCCAUCACUAAAUCCUCUGGUACUGUGCUGAAGUGUUACCACGAAGACGUCACACGGCGCAUUCAAGCUGGAAGAUCCAAUGCUGAGCUCCAAGAAGCCGUGACAGCUGUACAACAGUCUGUUAACAACGUUCUAGGUUUGGCUUCUAAACUGUCUCCAGAUUUAGUGGAAAUGGCGGCUAGAGAUUUUGCUUUUAGCCUUGCAAGGAUUUACAUGGGUGCUCUUCUCCUAGAACAUGCCUGUCACACUGAUGCUACCCAAAUGGACAUUGUCACUGCCAAGAGGUGGUGUGAGAAAGAUUUGGCUCCUCUCUGCACUCAAGGUGGACAUCAAAAUUUCACACAGAAGUCUAUGGAACAAAACUUGGCUUUAGUCUUUGAUGGCUACCUCCACCCAAGCCGUCUCUGAACUCUUUCUUUUGAUGUCUUUGAACUCUUUGUUUUUGAUGUCUAUGAACUUUUUGAUUUUAAUGUCUCAAUCAUUUGUUUUUGAUGUCUCAAUUAUUUGUUUUUGAUGUCUCUGCAACACUUUGUCUUGAUGUCUAUGAACUCUCUUUUGAUGUCUUAAAUAUUUGUUUUUUUUUGUCUAUGAACUCUCUUUUGAUGUCUAAUAUAUUUGUUUUUUGAUGUCUAUGAACUCUUUCUUUUGACAUCUUCACUGACAUUAUAGUUUUUUAUUUAUUUUUGUUAACCAUUCAUUUAUUCACAUUGUCAUCAAAAUGUUUAAGCCAAGCCACAUUUAAAGAAGAAAAAAGUACAGAAUCAUUUUUAAGGGCUUCUAACAGGGUGGUCAAAUAAAUGGGUAAUACUUUCCAGGGAAUAAUAACAAUUGGUUCAGGAAAAAGAAUUUUAAAAAAAAAUUCAGCUUCAGAAAAACUAAACAUUUUUGUAAUUGUUAAAAAUAUUUAUUUAAUCUAAUUAAUUUAUAAUAGGUCCAAUCUUCUCUUUGACUAUUUGUCUUAAUUAUUGAGGAUUUGUUUAAAUGUGUGCUUUGUAGAUUCAGUAGGACUCUGACAUAUUUAGAAAAUAUCACAGUAACAUGAGGGGGGCAUGAUGACUGAGUGGUUACUUGCUUGGCUUCCAAACCUCGGGUCCUGGGUUUGAAUUUCAUUGAAGGCUUGGAUUUUGAAACUCAGCAUUUUUUAGGGCGCCCCUGAGUCCUACCAGCUCUAAUGGUUAUCUGACUUGAGUUAGUGAAAGUUAAGGUAGUUUGUCAUUGUGCUGGCCACAUGACACCCUGCUUGUUAACCAUUGGCGACAGAAACAGAUGACCUCAACAUCAUCUGUCCUGAAAGGGGAACUGUUGUAGUAACAUGAUGCUGUUAUGUGAACAGAAAGAGUUCAUGACUUUAAUAGUUCACAGACUGUUUUGUUUGUAACUUGCCUUCAAUUCAUUUAAGAGUAAUUUACCUACAAGAAUGUGCCUCCAUUAUCCUAUGUUUGUUGACCAUCUUUUAUUGUGGCUUAGUAUGGUAAUGUUUUAAUGCUUAUCAUUUAUUAACGGCCCCACAAAGCGGGAAAAGCUGCAAUUAGUUUUGCGUGGUAUGUCUGUCCAUACAUUGGUCCAUCACCUUGUGAUCCUGUGUUAUUGAUAGAAAAGUAAUACUGCAAACCUCUGUGUGAAAGUUAAUGUUGUGUUAUUCUGUAAUUAUAUUUUAUCUAUAAUGUAAGAACCCAGCCCAGAUUUGAAGUACAAUGUGCCAUAACAUUUAUACAAUAUUUCUUUUUGUCCAUAAAACAUUUUCUUCUUUUUUUUAUGGAACAUUUGUUAUCAAUACAGUUGUGAUGUAAUUUAUUUUGUAAUUUUGGUCUCUGUACUGGUAUUAUGCAUGCUUAUACACCCACUUGGUAUUCUGCUGAAGAUUAUAAGGGAAAUAACUGUCUUCAUAGUCCUUUAGUAGACAACUACAACUACAAUCUAACAGAGUCCCCUUUUGUGCAUCAAUUGCAUUACGCAAGAACUGACAGUAAUUAUGUUUCUUGUAGAUAAUUUUGAAAAAUUAUUUGGAAUGUAUCAGAUUUGAUAAUAGUAUUGAGUGUCAUAUAGUCUCCUUCAGUUUUGGAGCAUCCAUAGAUUAUCUAUAGAAAUGAAAUGAAUGCCUGGGCAUAAGCUGUGGUCGGGAUAUGUCGCCCUCACAGCAGCUCCCCCCUCUCCAUGCAGCUGAUGUGUCCAAAAAAAACAUAAUUAUAGUAUUUUAUUCAUCUCUGCCUGUGGUCCCAUCUGAGGCAUAGGCCACCAACCAGCUUCCUCCAGUCAUCUUGCUUCUGUGCUAGUCUACCUAACUCUCCCCACAUCUGCCCAUCUGAUUGGCAUCGCAGAUUAUUCCUUAGUCAUUGGAGUAUAUAAUAAGAUAACCAAACCAUUAAAUAUUUUUUGCUACAUUUUGGUGCUUGGAAUCACAAUUGUUAAAAUGAAAACUUUUUGUUGUAUUUCAUAUUGAAUUGUUAUACAUCUUAUCUUUUUUUUUUUAAUGAAAACUCAUUAUUACAGAUGAUUAUGAUAAUGGAAUUUGUUCAUGCCUCUGUCUUUCAUGUUUUGAAUGGUUUCAAUUAUUUUCUAUAAUAUUUACAAAAUAAAAAAGAUUUGUAAACAA